AUGCACUCAACUCAUAUCUCAAUCAAGAGCGCCAACGAAAACUCGAAAAAAAGAAGAGGCAAUCCACUCAAACCCGCGGCCCAAGUUCAUAGUAACGACCAUACUGAGCACUAUGUGCACACCAGCCUUCCGCCUCAGAAAUUCGUCAAAAACUCUCAGAAUCAAGUUGAGGGAUACCCCAACCUUCAGAAGCUAUUUCGCUUGAAGGAAAAGCACGUUGCCCGACAUGCCACGAAGCCGUAUGGAUGUAGGGUUAACAUAGACGAAAUGAGUUCCACCUUGAAUAAUUGGAUUCAUUCGGACAAACUAGUGUUUGAAGUCGUUAUGAUAGGGUGUCUCACAGAUAAUCAGUUUAUAUACCCGCUAUUGACUUCUCUUCCAAUAGAUAGGCUGAUAUCGAAACCAGGUUUUCUAUUUAUCUGGGGAAGCGCUCAGAAAAUUAACGAGCUAACCAGGCUCUUGCAGAAUGAUGGAUGGGCAAAGAAAUUUAGAAAAAGCGAAGAACUGGUCUUUAUUCCAGUAGACAAAAAUUCCCCUUUCUACCCUGGUCUCGAUGACAAUGAUGAGGCUCUUUUUGAAAAAAUGCAAUGGCAUUGUUGGAUGUGCAUAACAGGGACUGUUCGCAGGGCUACUGAUGGCCAUUUGAUACAUUGUAACGUGGAUACGGAUUUGAACAUCGAAUCAGAGAACUUGCAAAAUAGCGCUAUCCCAGCUCAUCUUUAUAGGAUUGCCGAAAAUUUCUCAACUGCAACGAGAAGGCUCCACAUCAUACCUGCAAGGACAGGCACCGAAACUCCUGUUAGAAUGAGGCCGGGAUGGGUGAUAAUGAGCCCCGAUGUCAUAUUGGAUAACUUUGACAGCGUCGCUUAUCAGGCAGAAAUAGAGAGGCUCGGCACACAUCUUCCCCCGCGUAGUGAGAUCGAGGCUCUCAGACCAAAGAGUCCAACUCAGAGAAGGGGUCCUUGA
Molecule: messenger RNA, 966 nt
Organism: Lachancea lanzarotensis
Lineage: Eukaryota; Fungi; Ascomycota; Saccharomycetes; Saccharomycetales; Saccharomycetaceae
Gene: KAR4
Product: LALA0S11e00298g1_1
Exons: 1
Coding region: 1-966 (321 amino acids)
Cellular component (GO): RNA N6-methyladenosine methyltransferase complex; nucleus
Molecular function (GO): mRNA binding
Source: RefSeq, a predicted model, not a curated record